AUGUGGAAGCAAAACCUCUUUUCCCUGGUUCUAGCAACCUUGGCCAGCGUAUCCUGGGCAGCGCCCGGCGACGUCUGCCGCUCAUCACUCGGCAGCGGCACCUGCAAAUCUACAGGCAGCUGUCCAACAGGCUUCACCGUCCGCGGCGCCUGCCCGAACGACCCGGCCGACAUCCGCUGCUGCAUCCAAACCGCCUGCAAAACCAACACAGGCACCUGCCUCGACAAAUCCAUCACGCCCUGCAGAGGCGGCCGCUUCGAAGCCGGCCACUGCCCCGGCUCGACCAACAUCCAAUGCUGCAUCCGCGAUACGGCUCCAACCCCCACUCCCACGCCCAAGUGCCCGACCUCCUGGGUGAUCGGCGUGCGCGGCUCCGGCGAGUCCCUCACCGGCGCGAACGAGAUCGAAAAGAUGCGCGCGACCGUCUCGGCCUAUGUCCGUGAGGCAGCUGCUGCCUUGCCCACAGAUACGGAGUACCUGUCGCUGCGGUACGCUGCUGCGCCGGUUGGGCCGGACCAUCUUACCUCGCAGCAGGCGGGCGCGGAGCUGCUGCGGACUGUUAUUCGCGCGUGCGUGAGCGCGUGCCCGAAUAUACGGAUUGGAGUCAUGGGAUACUCCCAGGGCGCCCACGUCGUCAAUGAUGCGCUGAGCUACCUAAGUCGCAACACGCCCUCGGCCCUUGAGAGGGUGCGCGCGGGGUAUUACAGAUUGCGGACCCCUGGGCCGAUUCUUCGAAGUCUUAUCAUUUGGGUAUUACGCUGA
Coniosporium apollinis CBS 100218 is the source of this 762-nucleotide messenger RNA. RefSeq lists its product as uncharacterized. The transcript is spliced from 2 exons. Bases 1 to 762 code for a protein of 253 amino acids. Lineage: Eukaryota; Fungi; Ascomycota; Dothideomycetes. Gene Ontology annotation, molecular function: hydrolase activity. The record is from RefSeq and is a predicted model, not a curated record.